Messenger RNA from Penaeus monodon (black tiger shrimp), 1554 nucleotides. RefSeq names its product glutamate receptor ionotropic, delta-2-like. The record is from RefSeq and is a predicted model, not a curated record. The transcript is spliced from 4 exons. Gene Ontology annotation, cellular component: membrane. Bases 1 to 1554 code for a protein of 517 amino acids. Gene Ontology annotation, molecular function: glutamate-gated receptor activity. Lineage: Eukaryota; Metazoa; Arthropoda; Malacostraca; Decapoda; Penaeidae.
AUGUCGAGGAAACAGGUGAUACUGACCCAGAGUUCGGUCAGGGACAUCGAGUCGUUUUUCCAAGAGGGAGAAAUCAACCUUAUGACAAACGUGUUGCUCAUUCAGCCCGCCCUGAGACCCUUGGGCCUUCGUCUGCUUACCAACACGCCCUACAGCCCCGGCAGAAGUGAUCGAGUGAAGAGUUUGAAGACGUGGCGUGGGGAGCCGAUGCCUCGUGAGCACGAGCUGUUUCCCGAUAAGCUGGUUGACCUGCACGGGCAUCCGAUGAGAGUGGUGACCUUCCACUUCCCUCCGCGGAUUUUCAUGGAGGAAGACUCCGACGGCAACUAUAAUCUAUAUGGUGUUGAUAUAGAGGUCGUGCGUUCUCUCAGCAAAGCCUUAAACUUCACGGUGAGCUUCGUGCGUCCCUCCGACGGCGAGAUGUGGGGCUGGGAGCAAGGCAACGGCACCUGGACGGGCCUCAUGGGGGACCUCCAGCACCGGAGGGCGGACAUCGGCGUCGCUGACCUGUACAUCAUGGAGCCGUAUUUCGCCAUCAUCGACAUGUCAGUGGCAUACGACAUCGAGUACCUUUGCUUUGUCAAUCCCGUGCCCGGCCCGCUGCCCCAGUGGAUGGCUCUGGGGCUGCCCUUCUUGGUGGAGACUUGGGGCGCCAUCUUCUGCACCGUCUUGGCGGGCAUGCUGGUGUUCACCCUCCUGGCGCAGCUGGGCUUCCUCGGGGGGCACCUGCGCGAAGCCCCGUGGUUCCAGAGCGGCAGCAACACCUGUCUCCUGCUCGUUGCCUGCGUCAUGAACACCGCCUGGACGCGCGUCCCGACGACGUCCCACCUCCGGAUCUUCAUGGCCCUGUGGAGCCUCGCCUUCGUCAUCCUAGCCGUGGCCUACAAGGGGUCCCUCGUCUCGUACUUGACGGUGACACUCGAACAGCCUCCGAUUGACACGCACAAACAGCUGUUGCAGAAGGGCGUGAGUGUCGGCAGCAUCGGAGACACACUCAAGCGAAUCAUGGAGAAGAACGCAGACCAGCAUGUGCGAAAGCUGGCCCAGAAGUACGAGCAGGUGCAGUCGACCAGCGAGGGGCUUCGGAGAACGGUAGAAGGCAGCUUCUCCUUCCUGGAGAGCCGCGGCUUCCUAGACUACACGAUCGCCGUCGACUACACCGACGGGCGCGGCCGGGCGUCGCUGCACGCCAUGAAGGAGUACAUCGCCCCCUUCGGCAUCGGCCUCGCCUACCCGAAGUACGUCCCUUUCAUCGCCAAGUUCAAUGGUAUGAUAAGGAGGCUGACGGAGGCGGGGCUGGCGGAGAAGUACAUGGCCGAUAUUAUCCUGAGGAGGAAGCAGGCGAAGAUCGGCGCGGCGGCGGAGCGGGAGGGAGGGCAGAAGGAGAACCCAGGCAGCGGCACAGAAUCCGGGGUUACGCCCUUAUCCCUGGACAACCUUCAGGGGGGGUUUAUCCUCCUGGCUCUCGGCUACGGACUGGGGCUACUGAGUGCCAUGGCGGAGGGGCUAUUUGCUCUCGCUACGAGGCCGUCGGAGAGCUUGGCAGGUCGUUAG